Daphnia pulicaria is the source of this 1371-nucleotide messenger RNA. RefSeq names its product transmembrane protein 19-like. The record is from RefSeq and is a predicted model, not a curated record. Gene Ontology annotation, cellular component: membrane. The transcript has 8 exons. The coding region runs from base 253 to 1272 and encodes 339 amino acids. NCBI's taxonomy places the organism in Eukaryota, Metazoa, Arthropoda, Branchiopoda, Diplostraca, Daphniidae.
UUCUUUGCCGAAAAUCUAGUUUGUAGGGCUGCUGUAGCUGUAAAUAGUGUCCUCCUGUCAUUCCAAUCUCAUACCUUGUUUACAGCUGACUGCUCACCAAUCAGAAACUGUAGGACGAUCCCACGUAUCAAAACACUAAUUUAAACGUAUGUUUUGUCUACCAGGAAGUGGCUUGGGAGUUGUUCGUCUUGAUAAGAAUUCUUCAACAACUCUGAAUGUCGGCCUCUGAAAAAAAGUAAUUUUUCUUUCAAAAUGAACAAAUUGGAGCAUACAAAAUUAGUGCCGAGUACAAUUUUUCUUAAGCCAGUUAUUAUUGGUCUGGUUAUUAUUCCAAUUUCACUGGCACUUUGGAUAUUUGGUAACAUACGCUCAAACUAUCUUAGUGCAGAUGAUGUUUCUGAUACUUCUCCUUUAAGAUGGUUCAGCGCAACUUUAGUUCCUGCCAUCAUAUCGUAUAGGGGUCUCCAGAAGCAAAGCCUUAAUUUGAGUGGAGCUAUCCUAGGAUAUUGUGUUGGUUUUAUUCUAACCAUUACCAGCUAUGCCUUUUUAGCCAGCCUGAUGAUGUUUUUCAUUUCUUCUUCAUGGGCAACCAAAUUCAGAAGUGAAAAUAAAAAAUCAUUAGAAGAAGAUUUCAAAAAGGGUGGCCAAAGAAAUUGGAUUCAGGUCGUUUGCAAUGGUGGAGUUGCUGCUUACCUCGGUGUUAUCUAUUUUAUCGAAUCUGGAUCUGGAGAACAUCCGAUUGAUUUUCGCCAUCAUUACCGGCAGUCAUGGCUUUCAAUCGCUAUUCUUAGUACAAUAUCUUGCGCAAACGGGGACACUUGGGCAUCUGAAUUCGGAACAGUGAUGACUGACGCUACACCACGAUUAGUGACAACUUGGAAACCCGUACCUCGUGGGACCAACGGCGGUAUUACCUUAAUAGGUGUUUUAAUGAGUGCUCUUGGUGGGCUUGCAGUUGGUGUAGCCUAUUACAUUGCUCUUCUUUUUCGCUUGGAUGGCGACAUUCUAGAAGUUAACAUCAGCCAAUGGCCCCUUAUCUUUACGGGAUUGUUUGGUGGACUGAUUGGAAGUCUUAUUGACUCCUUUCUUGGAGCUACUUGUCAGUUCUCUGGUAUUGACGAAAAAACUGGAGUCUUAGUAGAACAUCCGCGUCAAGGUGUAAAAAAAAUUUGCGGAUCUCCCUGGCUAGAUAACCAUAGUGUCAACUUACUCUCGUCCUUUCUAGCCGCACUUUUUGUUACUUGGGGAUCCAUAACUUUUUGGCCAAAUUAGUUUGCUAUGUUAAAUAUAAAUUUUGUUCAGUUAAAUGAAUCAAUGUUGCUACCACUUGAUUUUAAUGUUUUGUUUUUUAAUUACACAUACUUUAAUUUA